AUGUUCCUCUGUGACUGCAGGUUUCCUGCUCUCGAUGCUGUGCUGUCCACACUACAAAAGCAGGAAAUUGAAAUCGAUGACGAACUCACGCCCGAGGUGCGUAGCUCAUUCAUAUGCGAAUUUCACGAUUCCGUGAAUGUCCAGACCGAUUUCAGCGCCCAAGUCAGCUUUUUGCCGGAGCUCAUCAACACAUACGUGAAGAAACAGACGAAAGAGGAAAAGGCUGCUGAUAUGAAUCGUGAUUUUCGUCAGUAUGUUUGCGAGAGGUGGACUGUUGACCCAAAGAUUCGUUUCAUCGAUCGUUUCAAGUGGAACCCUCCUGUCAUUGAUGAAAUUUUGCGCAAAUUACAGAAAUAA
Molecule: messenger RNA, 357 nt
Organism: Gongylonema pulchrum
Lineage: Eukaryota; Metazoa; Nematoda; Chromadorea; Rhabditida; Gongylonematidae
Source: the annotation of a GenBank genome assembly